AUUCGAAAGGUCACUCGUUUUGGAUCCGCCGUGCGUCGAGAGGUUCCAUGGCGCUCUACUACGACUACAACGUGGACAUACCGACAAACGCGAGGCAGCUUUACUCGGCAUGGAGCGAGGUGGAGUCGGUCCUUGCUGUCGCGUUCGACAACCACGAAGUGCACUUCUUCAAUGACGAAGGAGAGCGCCUUCAGACUCCUGUUCACACACGAAAAGCAGACGUGACGUCGAUUGCGUGGCAGCCCCGUGGAGCAGUCCUCGCCGUGACAUGGAGCGACGGGAUGCUGUCCCUGUGGAUCCAGAAAGAAAAUGUCGCCAGAGAAGUCAACUCCCCUCACACGAGCCGCAUCAACUUGCUCAAGUGGGCGCCGAGUGGCAACAGAUUGAUCACGGGCGACGAGAACGGGGUGCUGGCCGUUUGGAAGAUCGACGCGAGAGGCCAAGUCGGUCUGUGCACGCAGUACACGCGGCAAGGGAGCUUGACGCAAUGCGUGUUUUGCGUUGUACCGCAGCGUCGAGACAAAGAAGUCAAGAGCGACAGUCAGUUUGCCACGACGGCAUGCCCGUCGUUCUUCUUUGGAGGGGACCUCGGCACCGUGCAUUAUGCUGACGACUUGGGGCACAUUUCUGAUGUCCAAACACUCAAUCACGCCAUCGACUGCAUGAUGUUUUACGAAGAGAAGCAUCGGUUGGUUGUCAUCACGCGCGCGUCCCAGCUCGUGCAGCUACAAAUCGCUUCCGACGGAACGGUCAAGCCCAUCAUGAAGGUGAAACUGAGUGUGUCUGGGGACGGUGGUUUGAAGGAAGCCAUUUGGGCAGGACCAGGUCUGUUGGCGACAGCAUCUGGCGAGCAGCUCCUUCGAUUUUGGGACUUGCAAAAGGAAGAAAACUAUGUGCUGAGCCUGGCAAACGGCGGCGCGGCUCCCAGCGACCGGGUGUCGGCUGUCGAUUUCAACCCGCGAAAACGCAUCUUGGCCGUGGGUACGAACGAAGGCAAGGUCGUGUUUUGGCGCGCCACGAGCUCCGCCCAGACCAAGUCGAGCCAGUGGUCGCUCGUCGCGGUCGCCGAUAUGCAUCAGAGCGUAUCCAAGAUCGGGUGGAACCCGCUGCACUCGUACUUGUACGCGCAUGCCCACGGCGCCGGCGUCACGGUAUUCCACGAAGCCAUCAUGAACCGAUCGCUCCACGACGACACGGCCGUGAUUCAAACGCGGCCCAUGUCGCUGUCGGUGGAAAAGCUCCAGGAUGGCACGGUGGUGCAGACCACGAUCGAGGCAUCGAUUCGCAUCAAGGGCGUCGCCCAUGACGGCAACUUGAUCCUGGUCUGGAACGGAUCCAAGGCCGAGGUGUACGAGCUUCAGAACGACGUCGACGCCAAGCGCCUGAGCAACUUCAAAUGCACGUCCAACGCGAUGCAACUCCGCGGCGACGUCAUCUACCGCACCAACGGCAACCACAUUGAAGUGACCAACACGAGCGGCGUGGUCAAGAACACGAUCUCGUUCACCGAAGCCGAGGGCCAGCCGAGCCUCAUGCACGUCAACAACAAGUACUUGACAGUUGGCACGGACGCUGGCCUCCUCCGCGUGUUUGAUCUCUCGAGGCGUGAGCCAAAAGCGUUUGGGAGUCUCGGCGACAUUUCGAAAGCAUUCGCCGGCAUGGACACCAAGUCGACGCUGCGGUCGCUGAGCGUCAAUUGCGACGGAACGCGCGUGAGUUUUCUCUUGGACACGGUCGAAGGAGCGCUCCGAGUGCGCACGCCCCACACCAAGCUGUACCUGUUCAACACGGACCUGAACGCGUUCCAGUCGUUCGAAUUCGGCCCGGCGCGCCAUCCGACGUCGCACUUUUGGGACCCCCAUGAAGCCCGACUCAUGGCGUGCGAGACAUUCCAGGACAAGUUGGACGAAGCCAAAGUCGUCGUCAGCGCCGGCGAGGCCGACGACAAGAACGCGCCGCCACAAGUCGACGCCACACGGCAUGCCGAGCGUGAAAUCACGAUUCUGUUUGCGUCCAACGAGCGCGGACUCCUCAUGCAGGACAACUUUGACCUGGAUGUCAAGUACUCGGCGCUGUUGGGCAUCCACGUCCCGCGCAUGUACCUGGCAUCGUCGCAAGAAUCGAUCAAGCGAGAGGCCAAGGACAGCGCGGACAACGCGCCGGUCGCGCUUCUUCGGACGAAAAUCAUGCAAGACUUUGUCGGCCUCGACAAGGUCGACGGUCCGACGAGGCAAGCGCUGAUUGAUUUCUCGUACUACAUCACGAUCGGCAACAUGGACGAAGCGUAUCGGUCCGUCAAGUUGAUCCAGAAUGCGUCGGUGUGGGAGAAUAUGGCCAACACAUGCGUCAAGACCAAGCGGCUCGACGUGGCCGAGGUAUGCCUUGGGAACAUGGGCCAUGCGCGCGGCGCGGCGGCUGUCCACGUGGCCAAACUCGAAAACCGUGAAAUCGAAGCGCCGAUCGCCAUGGUCGCGAUUCAACUUGGUCUUCUCGACGACGCGGCUCGGCUGUACAAGGAGUGCAGCCGAUUCGACUUGCUCAACAAGCUGUACCAGGCCGCAGGGUACUGGACCAAAGCGAUCGAAGUCGCCACCAAGCGCGACCGGAUCCACCUCAAGACGACGCAUUUUGCGUAUGCAAAACACCUUGAAGACGAAGGGAACCUGAAAGAAGCGAUUCGCCAGUACGAAUUGGCCGGAACCGCCGCCAAGGACGUCCCGCGCAUGCUCUUUAGUCGGGGAAAACUCGACAUGCUCAGCAACUACGCCACCAAGUCGGAGGACCCGCGCCUCCUCCUCUGGUGGGCGCAGUACCAAGAGAGCAACCAAGAGUUCGACGCUGCCAUCGAGUCGUACCGCCGUGCCAAGGAUUACCUGUCCCUCGUCCGCGUGUUGUGCCACAAAAAAGACUUUGACCAGGCUGCGCAGGUCGUCGUCGCAAAAAACAACAAGGCGGCCGCGUACCAUCUCGCGCGGCAAUACGAAGCCAACGACAACAUCGCGGGCGCGAUUCAGUUUUACGCGGCGAGCGGGUCGUACAACCACGCGAUUCGGCUCUCUCGCGAAUUCAACUUGGACGGCGACCUGAUGAACUAUGCUCUCCUGAGCAAGCCUGGCCCCAUGCUCGAGUGCGCCCAGUACUUUGAAGGCAAGCGCGAAUUUGAAAAGGCGGUCGUGCUAUACCACAAAGGCGGCCACGUGGCCAAGGCGCUCGAGCUUUGCUUUCACGCCAACUUGUUUGACGAGCUCCAAACGAUUGCAGACGAGCUCGGGGCGGGUACCAACACGUCGCCGAUCGUACUCGCGAAAUGCGCCGACUUCUUUGCCAAGAAUGGCCAGCAUGCCAAGGCCGUGCCGCUCUUAAUCCGCGCCAACCGCCUCGCGGACGCGCUGGACAUGUGCGUCCAGAACAAGGUGAAAAUCACCGAAGACAUGGCGGACCAGUUGACGCCGCCGAAACCAGCCGACGACGCCGACAAGGCCGCAGUCAAACGGCGCGUGGAUGUCCUGAUGAAGCUGGCCAAGUGCUGCAAGCACCAAGGAUCGUUCCACUUGGCCACAAAGAAAUACACGCAAGCGGGGGCCAAGCUCAAAGCAAUGAAGUGCCUCCUCAAGUCGGGCGACACGGAAAAAGUCAUGUUCUUCGCCAACGUGUCGCGCAAUAACGAGAUCUUCGUCCUGGCAGCCAACUACCUCCAAAACCUGGACUGGCGCCACGACCCCGAGAUCUCCAAGAACGUGGUCGGGUUCCAUACCAAGGCAAAGGCAUUCGAUCAGUUGGCUCGGUUCUACGAUUCGUGCGCGCAAGUCGAGAUCGACGACUACAAAGACUACGCCAAGGCGAAGCAGUUGCUGGAAGACGCGAUGAAGGUCGCAAGCAAGUCGACAGGGCCUGGCAAGGACAAAACGGUCGCUGGGUUUGAGCACCGCAUUGCCGCCAUCGACACGUUUCUCCAUGCGAAAUCGAUGGCCACGUCCGACCCGGCCGAGAUGGUCCAGAUCCUGCACCACCUGCUCGAGGACGCCGACAUUGACUCGGCCAUUCGAAGUGGAGACGCGUUUGCGCUGCUGGUCACGCACGCGUGCGACCGCAACGACUACCAACACGCAGGCGAGCUCGUUCACGCCAUGCGCCAGCGCAACAUCUCGGUCAAGGCGUUCAUCCACCAAAAAAUGCUCGACGACAUUCAAGCCAAAGCCGACACGAUGACGCCCGAACGAACGAGCGACGCGCGGCCCAAAACGACCUCCGACGCCAAGGACGGCGGCGACGACGACGAGUUGCAAGAAGACAUUGAAGAAGAAGACGACGGAAUUCGUUCCCGAAAGUAGACAACAGCAUCGUCUUGUCGAUAAGCCUCGCGGCAUCACCAUGCAUUGCAUCCUUCUC
Aphanomyces invadans is the source of this 4389-nucleotide messenger RNA. RefSeq lists its product as hypothetical. Gene Ontology annotation, molecular function: protein binding. The coding region runs from base 48 to 4331 and encodes 1427 amino acids. Gene Ontology annotation, cellular component: axoneme; intraciliary transport particle A; ciliary basal body. The record is from RefSeq and is a predicted model, not a curated record. Lineage: Eukaryota; Oomycota; Saprolegniomycetes; Saprolegniales; Verrucalvaceae. The transcript is spliced from 8 exons. Gene Ontology annotation, biological process: intraciliary retrograde transport.